AAAAGUGUCAAAACUAAAUGAAACCAAAAUAAAAAUCUUAAAGAUUUUAAAUUUUUUUUACUUGAAAAUAUUUAAUUACUUAAAAGAAAAAACAAUAACUAUUAAAAAAAUCAAAUUUUUUAAAACCCCCAAUGACAACUAUGCCUCCAGAAAUGUCGACUUCAGCUACAAAUCCCUCUGUAGCUUUACCCAACUCUAGAGUAUCGAGCGAAUCUUUAAGCGCUUUACAAGUAUCGCGUUCCCGCUUUAUGAUUACGGAUAUUUUGGCUGCCCAUCAAUCAAAUCAUCAUUCUCAACAGCCACAAACACAACUUAAUCAGCAACAACAACAUGCCGCUUUACAACAUUAUAUAGCUCAACAACAGCAUUUGCUACAACAAAGACAUCAACAGCAUGCAGCAGUAGCUGCUGCCGCAGCUUCACCACCCGCUUCACCGCCUCAGAGUGCCAGUGCACAACAUUUACCACCUCCACCACCAGCUGCAACGGCAUCAGUCACUACACAUCCUCAUCUACCGCCUCAUCAUCCUUUGGCUCAUUUACCACCAACGGCCUUAAUGGGAUUUCCUUCCGCUCAUAAUGGUUUCAAUGCGGCGGCAGCUGCUCAUUAUGCUGCCCUGCAACGUGAUGAACGUGAACGUUUGCGUGAAAUGGAAAAUCAUCAUACGUAUCGUAAUCAUGUUGCACAAGAUCUUGAUCAUGAUGAUCGUUCGCGUUCGCCGCCUCCCUCUAUGUAUUCGCGUGAUGUAAGAGAUUUAAAUGGCCAAGGAAUGGGAAGUGGUAAUGCCGUCGGCGGUGGUGGUGGUGGCAGUAGUAUAAGUGGUGAUCAGGCCAGUACCAUAGAGGAUAGUGACAGUGAUUGUGGUGCCAAAGAUGAUGAUGGUCACAGCAUUAAAAGUAGUGACAAUCUAAUGGGUUUAUCGAAGAAACAACGCAAGGCACGAACUGCCUUCACCGAUCAUCAAUUGCAGACAUUGGAAAAAUCAUUUGAACGUCAAAAAUACUUGAGUGUACAGGAUCGUAUGGAAUUGGCGAAUAAAUUGGAAUUGAGUGAUUGUCAAGUCAAGACAUGGUAUCAAAAUCGAAGAACUAAAUGGAAACGCCAAACAGCUGUGGGCCUAGAACUCCUAGCUGAAGCUGGCAACUAUGCUGCCUUCCAACGUCUCUAUGGUGGUGGCUCACCCUAUCUAACAUCUUGGCCCUAUGGACACCCACAAGCCUCACCUCACAUAUCUCCCAGUUCACCCAUAGAUCUUUACUAUAGACAAGCUGCAGCAGCAGCUGUUCUACAAAAACCUCUUUCCUAUCGCAUGUAUCCUUCCAUACCACCUAUGCCAGCGUCAGGAUUAUCAACAAUGCCAGUAGCACCCACACCCAUGUCACAUCUAAGCGCUUCCAAUUCUUUAUCUUCGUUAAGUAACUAUUAUCAAACGGCAACACAGGCGUUUGGUUCUACAAAUUCACCCUCCACCAAUUCUAGUCUUCACAAUAAAAGUCCCACAAGAAGUGAGGAUAAUGAUGUAGAUGAAAAUCGUAAAAGUGUUGAAAUUAUAGAUCGUUCAUCUAGUCCGCAAUUGAAUCCGGGCAGUCCGCCAGAACGUUUAGAGAAUAAAACAAAUACAGCAGCAGUAGCAGUGAGAACUUUAGAACACAGCGACAAUGAAGCGGAUGAUGAAGAUGAUGCUAUAGAAGUUUGAGUUGAUGACCCUGAUAGUAAUAACGACAAAUACCUACACGACAACUAUAAUGAUGAUGAUGAUAAUAAAGAAGAAGAUGAUGAACCUGUAUUUAAGAAACACCUAAUAUUGAAAAAGCACCGUGACAUUAAAGAUUUAUGGGGCGUUGAAAAGGGUUCUCCAGCAAUUGCUAUAGUUAAGAACCCUCAGCUUUAAAGCUGUUAAUAGAUUGCUCUCAGUGCCUUCUUGUUGUGUGUUUAAUUGGGCAGAGUUGUUGUGUUAAACGAAAAGGGAAACUUCAAAGUUUUAAACCAAAGAUACCAGAAUCGUUUAAAAGAUUUUGGUCUUAUUCCAGUGGCAAUGGAUCUCAUUAUUGUUUUUAAUACUUAAUAAAAAAAUUUGUAAAUAUAUAUUAAAAUCAGUGUUAAUUUUAAAUAAAAUAAAAAAGAAAAUUUUAAAGUUA
Lucilia cuprina (Australian sheep blowfly) is the source of this 2139-nucleotide messenger RNA. RefSeq names its product homeobox protein B-H2-like. Gene Ontology annotation, molecular function: DNA-binding transcription factor activity, RNA polymerase II-specific; RNA polymerase II transcription regulatory region sequence-specific DNA binding. The transcript is spliced from 5 exons. Gene Ontology annotation, cellular component: nucleus. Gene Ontology annotation, biological process: regulation of transcription by RNA polymerase II. The record is from RefSeq and is a predicted model, not a curated record. NCBI's taxonomy places the organism in Eukaryota, Metazoa, Arthropoda, Insecta, Diptera, Calliphoridae. The coding region runs from base 132 to 1697 and encodes 521 amino acids.